This is a messenger RNA of Halichondria panicea, 1323 nucleotides long. Its product is annotated as early growth response protein 1-like. The coding region runs from base 139 to 1212 and encodes 357 amino acids. Gene Ontology annotation, biological process: regulation of transcription by RNA polymerase II. The transcript has a single exon. Gene Ontology annotation, molecular function: RNA polymerase II cis-regulatory region sequence-specific DNA binding; DNA-binding transcription factor activity, RNA polymerase II-specific. The record is from RefSeq and is a predicted model, not a curated record. Gene Ontology annotation, cellular component: nucleus. NCBI's taxonomy places the organism in Eukaryota, Metazoa, Porifera, Demospongiae, Suberitida, Halichondriidae.
GGCAAUGGAAUCUGACCGCAGCGAAGGGUGCGCCGUGUUACGGUGCAUCCCGUUCACACACCCUAAACCACUAGAGCACAAAGAAGGGUCGAACAAAGAAAGUCUGACUCUCGAACAUCAUACUGUGGAAUUACUUCGAUGGAGGUUCAACCAGCUAUUGAUCUGAGCAGCGUUGUAUGUUACUACAAAACCAUCAACUAUCCAAGCUUAGAAGCCUCAAGGCCUGCACCUGAUCAGCCACCCUCAACUACCCGACUAUUUCAUCUACAAGGCACUGCUGAAGUGGAAUUGAAGAGCUUUUCAAAAGGCUCCAACGCUAGCUGUAUCAGAAAUAAUCGAUCUAUGUCCGGUAAUAUCAUUCCUUCUUUGUUGAAACAACCAGUACCAAUAGCGAAGAAUGUCGUGACUAAAGGUGUAGCAUCGACAGUAACGAAAUCAAAAAUUCCGGCGUCUUGUUCCCCUUCUCUAUCAAUCAAGAACGGUGAAAUUUUGAACGGAAACGGAAGUGCCUUCAAACUCUAUCUCGUACCUAGUGUUAACCCUCAACUAAAGGACCCCUCGACGGUCGUACAGAAAAAUACUGUUGAAAAAUCAUCACCAUCCACUGUGGGAGAGCUGCUUCGAAACACGGAGAAAUCUAUGGCAGCCAUCAAAAUGAUACUCCCAAGUGCUGAGCCUAAAGAUCUACCCCAGAAUGGUAGAAAAAUUGCUCCUCGGCCUCCAAAGGAAGUCACCCCUCCUCCAGCUCCGGCAGCGGCGGCAGUAAAGAACGAAACAAACAAUCUUUGCUGCAAAAUCUGCGGCUCUCUAACAAGCAGUAAGGAGGACUUCAAGCAGCACGUGAAAGAUCAUGCUAAGAUUACAACGGCACCUCAGAAGUCACCUGAUAACUCGAGGGAUCCCGCCUCCUCCCAGAUGCGACACCAGUGUCCGCUAUGCUCGGCGUCGUUUGCUCGAAAGUAUCGCCUCACCAUUCACAUCCGAACGCACACCGGUGAGAAACCGUACAAAUGCAGCUCGUGCACUAAGAUGUUCAAGGACUCGGAUCACCUGCGCAGACACGUGCGCACUCACUCGGGUCUGAAGCCGUUCCAGUGUGACGUUUGCCCCAGGACAUUCGCGGAUCGGGAACACUUGAAACGACACCUCAAUUGUCAUGCCUUAGGGAGUAAAAGACUGCGACCUUUUUUGGACUUGAAUAGGAGAAUUUAAUUUAAAGACUUUGUGUUAUUUAACUCUAGAUGUUGAAUGGUUCGGCUGAUAAUAAUUUAUGCACACACGCAUGGAAUCACUUUUUUGAAGAUAAUUAUUGGUGUAUCAAGA